AUGGGUUCAACUAGCAACAUUAGUCAGUCAGUUCUCAGCAAAAAGAAAUCAGAGACAGAAGCCAUGGUUCAUCAUGCAAGUUCUUCAGCAAAUUCUGCUUCAGCCAGUGAUGGAGAGACGACAAACCUUGUAGAUUCCAGCCAGUCUCUUCUAGAGUGGUGCCAAAAGGCCUUUGAUGGCUUUGCUGAACUGGGCAUCUCCAGACUGAUGGAUCCCAAUGACAUGGUAGUGCGGUCUGUGCCGGACCGACUCAUUGUUAUGACUUACCUCAGCCAGAUCCGAACACACUUUACUGGUCAGCAACUCAGUGUGGUACAAAUUGAACAAAACAGCAAUGAGUCAAGCUAUGCUGUGGGGGAGAAAAUACAGAACACAGACCCUGAUGCUGCUGCACGCUAUUAUGCUGAGAGAUUCCAGACCAGCCACCUUGCUCCUGAGACACAUGGGAACAUCCCUGACAAAGGGACUCAGGAGAAUCCAAAUACAAAUGGUAGUUUGGUACCACCACCUCGAACCAGGGGCACUCAAGGGGCAAGUCAAGCAGGAGGCUCAGGGGGACCCCAGGCUCCGGUUGCUCCUCCACGGACUCAUACUUUAUCUGUCAAAGGUUUUUCACAUGUCAAGGAUGCAGAUUUGGUAAAGAAGCGGCGAUCACAACUGAGAGGGGAGUCUUUCGAAGAGUCUGAGAUGUCAGACAAACCGUCUGCAGCUGAGGAUGCCAGUCAGUAUGUUUUGAGUGAGAUGCAGGCCCUGGAGGCAGAGCAGAGGCAGAUAGAUCAGCGGGCCGACAUUGUGGAACGGAACCUAAGACGAAUUAUGGAAUCUGGAAUUGACCGUGCAGAGGAGGAGAAACUGAUUCAGGAGUGGUUCAUGCUAGUUAACAAGAAGAACGCCUUAAUCAGAAGACAAGACAAUCUUCAAUUAUUACAAGAGGAGCAUGAUUUGGAGAGGAGGUUUGAACUGCUAAAGGGAGAGCUUAGAGAUCUCAUGGCAGUAGAAGAAUGGCAGAAGACUCAGGCCCAUAAAACCAGAGAGCAUUUGCUGCUGCAAGAGUUGGUGUCUCUUGUUAACCAGAGGGAUGAACUAGUCCAUGACAUAGAUGCCAAAGAACGAGGGGCUUUGGAAGAAGAUGAACGGUUGGAAAGAGGUCUGGAGCAGAGACGAAAAAAAGGGAUUUUGGAUUCUACCUCAGUGGAAGAUCUGCAGUUGACAUCCGACCCACCUAAAGCUUGGCAAAAGAUUUCGCUGAAGUUGGGCCUGGCCUCGGCUCAUCCUGUCUACCAAGGCUGUGAUUCUAAACUUAAAACCACACUAAAAACCUUUUGGACUAAAUGGAUUGCGAAGAAGGAUGCCCAUGAGCUUCAGUUGGACCUGCUUUUUGCUCAAGAUAACAGAUCACAUCCAGUCACUAUCCAGUUACAGGAGUCUGAUACACCAGUGGAACAACCUCGAACUCGACGAAUGCGACAACAAGUUGUAGCUCCACAGUCAUUUUCUCAACCUGCUGAAAUCAAAGACGUGGAAACACACCUGCAUUAUGCGCGGGGACUAAACUUGGGAAAGAUCACAAAAAGUGGCUUUCAUUUGGGUUUCUCCUACGGUGGAUCAUGCUUGUUUAUUUCCUCCAUUCGUGUCUUUUACAUGAAAUGUCCAGGGAUUACAGUGAACCAGACUAGUUUUGGAGAAGUGUCAGCAGGGUCAGGGUGGAUCAGAGGCCAGUGUGUGAAUGGAGCUGAAGAAAUUUCUACCCCGAAGGUUGAAUGCGAGAAUAAUGGACAAUGGGGUGUAAUGCAUGGAUUGUGUAUCUGUGGAGCUGGAUUUGAAACAAAAGGCAACAUAUGUAAAGCUUGUGGUUUGGGCAGCUACAAACCUGCUAAUGAUAGUGGGGAAUGUCGGCCUUGCCCAUCCAACAGCAGAACAUCCUCAGAAGGAGCUUCAGCAUGUGAUUGUGAAGAGGGAUAUGCUCAACUGCAGAACGACCCCCCGCAACUAGGCUGUACAAGGUCUCCAUCAGCUCCACUCAACUUAACUACCAAUCAUAAAAGCAACACAGCCCUGAUUCUGAACUGGGCCACGCCUGCAGACCUGGGUGGAAGAGAAGAAGUGAUGUAUGAUGUAGAGUGCAAACAAAAAACAGGAGAAUCUCAUGCACCAUGGGUGCCAUGUGACAAUACCGUGUUAAUAAUGCCACAGUUCACGGGACUGACUGAAACUACAGCCAAUUUGACUGGAUUACAACCGCAUAUGAGCUACCAGGUUUCUGUCAGAGCAUACAACAGAAUAUCUCAGAAACUGGGCACAUCUGGGUCUGCACAUUCUGUUAUAAUAUUGAAGACUCCAGUCGAAAUCACUGCUGUUCCAGUACCAACAUCUGAUGUACAGAAAUUGCCUAAAGCUCCAGUAAUUGCUGGUGUGAUUAGUGGAAUACUGGUACUCUUGGCUCUGAUAGUAUCUGCCGUCUGCAUUGUACGCAAAGGUUAUAGUAAAUUCAGGGAUGAACAAGAAGUGGUGCUUAUGCCAUUACAGGAGUUCAGUAGAUCAUACAGGGCCCCUGAAGGUCCACAAACUACACCUUCUCAGCAAACUACCAGUUCUGAUCAGAUUUUGGACAGUGUGCAUGAAAGAAUGCUGUCUGGUAUUAAAGAUGUGUUGGUCGAUCGCAGCCGAGUCACGCUGGGCAAAGAGCUCGGGAGAGGAGAAUUUGGGGCAGUGUAUGAGGGCAUAUUCUUAUCAGAAGACAAUGAAUCCACCCAAGUAGCAGUGAAGACAAUGAGAGUUGGAAUUUACAGCCAGGAUGAUCUGCAGUCAUUUCUUAAAGAAGCUGAAAUUAUGCAGCACUUUGAUCAUGAUAACAUAGUGAAACUUCUGGGUGUCACCCUGGAGACAGUACAGGACUCGUCCAUCCCAGUCCCACUUGUAAUCCUGCCAUUCUUGAAACAUGGAGACCUAAGACGAUUUCUUAUAGCCACCCGCUAUGGUGACGUUCCUAUGUUUGUUCCUGAUCAGAGCUUGUUACGCUUCAUGAUCGACAUCGCCUUAGGCAUGGAGUAUCUCAGCUCCAAGGGCUUUUUGCAUAGAGAUUUGGCAGCACGCAACUGCAUGUUGGGAGAUGAUCUGCGUGUACGUGUAGCUGACUUCGGCCUGUCCAAACAAAUAUGCAGCAGUAACUAUUACAGACAGAAGGUUGCUAUCCGAAUGCCAAUUAAGUGGAUGGCUAUAGAGAGCCUUUCUGAAUCCAUCUACACAAGCAAGAGUGAUGUGUGGUCCUUUGGAGUGACCAUGUGGGAGAUUGUAUCCAGAGGAAGGACUCCAUAUCCUGGUAUUCCCAACCAUGAGCUUCUAGACAUGCUGGUCGGUGGGCAUCGCCUCAAACAAGGGGAGUGUGAAAAUAAACUAUAUGAGGUGAUGCUAAGCUGCUGGCACAAAGAGCCCUCUCAGCGGCCUUGUUUUGCAGAUCUGGCUCAGAGACUCAAAGCUCUACUGUGUGCGCUUCCGCCCUUGGAGCCCAGAGAAGAAAACUACUACAUCAACCAGGGCCUGGAGGCAGUCAACACCACCCAGAACUGUGCUGCAGAGCCUGAACCUGAGGGAGCUGUAGGAAACAUUUACUUGCCCUCGCCAGUGUGCACAAUAAACUCUGCUACAGAGAAUGAGCCGGUGAAGGACGACACAGAAGCUGGAUAUCUGCUCUGCAAUAUAAGCGGCGUGUAGACUGUCAAAAGCCAGAAAGCACAAAAUGUUGCUGUUCAUUGUGUUGUGUUUGUACACUAACAUACAGUGCCUGAAGGAAACACCUAGUCUUUUAUGGUUUUAGAGAGACAACUGCAUGUACCCUUUGUUUAUGUACAACAAACUAGGUAUCUUAAAGGUACGAACAUUUACUUUGACCAAACAAAUAUAUACCUGUACAAUGUUCAACAAAAAUCCUCCAUUAGCAUGUAUAACAGCUUUACACACUCUUGACAUCUGGACAGUUAGUUACUCCAAACACUCUUAGCUGAAACUCUUUGCCAUGUUACUUAAAAACUUGCCAAAGAAGAAGAUCUUCGAUAGUUGGAUUUUUCUUUCUGACCAUGUGAUCCAUUUCAUUUCAGGGCAGUUCAACUAGAUUUAGGUUCAGUGAAUAGAAAGGCCAAUCCAUGAAAAAUAAUAGAUAAAUAAUAAAUAAUGCUUACAGUGCUUGGACGUAUGCUUCAGAUCAUUGUCUUGUUAUAUGGUGAAGUUGAUUUUAAUUAGCUGCACUUCAGAGGAAAUUGGAUAAUGCUGAUUUAUGGAAUAGUAGCCAUGUUGGUUCAGUAUUCCUUUUAACCUGGAAUAAGUCUCCAACCUUCCCUGCUCCAAAACAAACCCAAGCCAGUAAGCUUUCACCUCCAUGUUUGAGUGUGUGUAUGAGGCAGUCUGCUAAGAUCUUCUCUCCUGUUCUCCAUCAUAAAUACAUUCUCUGUUAGAGACACAUUUUUUUUAAUUUGGGCUCAUCUGUCCACAGACCUUUUUUCCACUCAUUUAGUGUUCAGUUCUUGUGGGUUUUUGUCUUUUACCUAGUUUUUUGAAAUAUAAACAAAAGGACUGUGUCUCAAAAAUUGUAAAAUACACUGUAUCUGUUUAUGUAAUGCAAUAUAAGACAUAAAUGUAUGUGUAUGUGUAAAAUAAUUUAAAACUAAAUCUAAAACACCAGGUGUACAAGUUGCCACAAAAAUCACAGGUUUCUCUUUACUGUACAAUACAUCUGUUCUAGCAGCCACAAUUAAAUUCUUAAUCAAACCUCUCUUCUCUCUUCUCAGCCUUCACCUCUACUACUCCACCUCUUUUUACAUGUUUUUGCAGAGUUGUUGUUGCACUGUUGAAAUGUAUUCUAGAAUGAUUAACAGUGACAGAGUGGAUCAUAAAACACUUAAACACUUA
This is a messenger RNA of Silurus meridionalis, 4902 nucleotides long. RefSeq names its product ephrin type-A receptor 3. Lineage: Eukaryota; Metazoa; Chordata; Actinopteri; Siluriformes; Siluridae. The transcript is spliced from 22 exons. Gene Ontology annotation, cellular component: signaling receptor complex. The record is from RefSeq and is a predicted model, not a curated record. Gene Ontology annotation, biological process: positive regulation of kinase activity; multicellular organism development; protein phosphorylation. Gene Ontology annotation, molecular function: protein binding; ATP binding; transmembrane receptor protein tyrosine kinase activity. The coding region runs from base 1 to 3711 and encodes 1236 amino acids.